UUGGCUCAUCAAAUAAUUGCAAUAUUUUUUUAUGGUAUAAAUUUGUCCAAUCUUCAGUCAGUUUGUAAUCUUCAGUCAUUAAACAGUGGAAAAAUGCCAACCUAUAUCACCAAUCUUUUUUGUACGAUUACUGUCAUCAUUAUAAUACCGCGUUUUGCUGAAUCGAAUCAGAAUUUAAGUUUAAUCAGAGAUGGAAACACAUCAAGCAAUGAACUUAUUGAUACAGCAGCUCCAAUAGGUUGUCUCUGUGGUGUUUUUUUGAGUGGUUCCUUCAAGAAGUUUAGUAAAGCACAGCCGUUUGAACCUCCAGCUCUGAUCCAAGAACAUAAAGAUUCAUUUCCUUGCACUCUAAUUGGCAAUAAGCUUUGCACUAGCAAGUGUCUUGAUGUUAUUGUCAAGUAUCUACCAAACAGUCCUGCUAUUAUUUGUGGUUCCAUCGAAAGAGAUUGCGUCAAAGAACGAGCUUAUUUGUUCAUCAAAAAUUGCGAUGAUAAGUGGAUUAACACGAACUUAUCAGCUGGACGUGAAUAUUGCUGUAAGGAUGGCAUUCCAUACAAGUGUCCGACAAUUGUUUAAUCAAUUAAUUAAUGUUUUAAAAUGUUGAUGUAUUUUUUAAGCAUAAAAACUAUUUUAUAUUACUGUUCAUAGAAUAUACCA
Molecule: messenger RNA, 657 nt
Organism: Aphidius gifuensis
Lineage: Eukaryota; Metazoa; Arthropoda; Insecta; Hymenoptera; Braconidae
Gene: Fcp3C
Product: follicle cell protein 3C-1
Exons: 4
Coding region: 94-576 (160 amino acids)
Source: RefSeq, a predicted model, not a curated record